Trametes versicolor FP-101664 SS1 is the source of this 2237-nucleotide messenger RNA. RefSeq lists its product as uncharacterized. The transcript is spliced from 17 exons. Bases 68 to 2074 code for a protein of 668 amino acids. NCBI's taxonomy places the organism in Eukaryota, Fungi, Basidiomycota, Agaricomycetes, Polyporales, Polyporaceae. Gene Ontology annotation, molecular function: transcription cis-regulatory region binding; zinc ion binding; DNA-binding transcription factor activity, RNA polymerase II-specific. The record is from RefSeq and is a predicted model, not a curated record. Gene Ontology annotation, cellular component: nucleus. Gene Ontology annotation, biological process: positive regulation of transcription by RNA polymerase II.
GGCCGACAGUCUGCACUAUACCACCCCCACCCAUCACUAUGUUCCGAACGCGUACUACAACUCCGGCAUGCACACCAGCACCGCCCACAUGCACGUCGUCGCUGCUGGCCCCAACUCGAUGCGACAGCAGCAGCAAGACACCGCCGCCCAGCGCAAGCGGCCCAAGUACACCCGCAGCAAGACGGGCUGCCUUACAUGCCGUGGCAAGAAGAUCAAGUGCGACGAGACGAAGCCCACCUGUCUGCGCUGCAGCCACGGCCAGCGCGAGUGUACGUGGCCGGAAGGCGUCCCUACCCGCAAAAAGCCCACGCCGAAGCGGGAGCCUCCGUCCCCCAUGGACGGCUCGGACACGCGCCCUUCUACGGCAGGGUCAUCCGGUGUGUCCGAGGCAGCAACUCCCCCAACCCGUGGCCCCUCCCCCCCGAAACGAGAGCCCCUAGAGAUGGGCAUCCCGCCCAUGGUCUCUCGGCGCCACAGUGAUCCUAACGUCAACAUGCCCGUCGUCAUGAAUGAUGGCCGCCGCCAAGGCGUGUCUCCAAUUUCAACGUCUUCUCAUGGAUACCCUAUGCAUUCGAAUAAUACCCACGCUCUCCCUGCUAUCCCUGAACUUGCUUCAUCUUAUACCAGUCAACCGCACUACGUCCACGGCUAUUCCACUGCUGCACACCACCACCAACACCAACACCAGCACCACCACUACUCCCAGUCUCAGUCUACGCCUCUGCCUCGCAUCAUCGCCCACCAAGACGGCUCCCAGGUCCGCGGCGGCACGGAAAGCGCGUCCCCCCAGUCGCAGUGGUCUUCGCCGCAACUCCUGACGCCCGUCGACCCCAUCGAGCCCUACUUCCCGACGCAUCAGGAGAGAAACCUGAUCCGUCAUUACUGCGACAAUGCGCUGAGCAUCAUAAUGGCCUACCCGUCUGAGAACCCGGUCCUGGCCGCUAACUUCCAAUUCCUGUUCGACGGUGUGCGCGGGUCGGACUCGGCGGUCGAGUCGCUGCGCUCCGCGCUGCUCGGCGUCGCCGCCGUGCACCAGUCCUUCCUGCUCUCGCGCAACGGUGUGUCCCAGCAGGCCGCGGAAGAGGCCCUCCGGGUCGCCGAGUCGUUCCGCGCGAAGUCGGAGCACCUCCUCGUCUCCGCGUGCGGCACGUCCGAAGGCUGCCACAACGACGCCGCGCUCGCCGCCGCGGUCACGAUCGCCCUCAUCGACAUCUUCACCUGCGGACGGCGCUGGUCCAAGAGCCUGGGGUUCGCGAAGAACCUCGUCCGGACACGCGGCGGGCCCGGGCUCCUGCUCGCGCGCAGCAAAGGGCACCGGCCGAACACCGUUACCGGCGUGUGUCGCGCGAGACUGCUCCUGGAGAUCGUCGCCGUGUAUGAGCUCUUCGGGUGCCUCGCGCGCGGGCAGGCGCCGAGCCUGCUGAACAUCGACUGCUGGUGGAUGACGAAGACGAACGCCGAGGACAACGUGUCGUAUAGCGACAAGGUGUUCGGCAUGUCGAGGGAGUUCCUGCUGCUGCUCGCCCAGGUUGCGACGCUCGUUGCGCAGGUGCUCAAUCCCCCAACUGCCUCUGUCGCCGAGGUAUCGGAGGACGGGAAGGUGGCCGCCGCCGCCCCAGAUGCGCAGGCGCGCGAGGCGCGGGAGCUGUACCGGGCCCUCGAAGGCUGGCGGAGCGCCGCAGGGCUGCUGCACCAGCGCGUGCAGAUUGGGAACUGCGUCUAUCAGCACGCCGCGCAGAUCAUCCUCCUGCGGGACGUGCUGAACGUGCCGCCCGCGGACGCGCUCGUCCAGGACCACGCCGCCGCCAUCCUCGCGCUCUGCCUCGAGUGCGGCCAGAAGGGCAUGGGCGUCGAUCUCACUUGGCCCGUCAUAAUAGCGGGCUCCCAGCUCUUCGGGGCGGAGCGUCCACGGGUCCUGUCAAUCUUCGAGCUGUUCAGGAAACAAUGUUGCUACGAGAUCGAGACGUCCGAGUCUAUCGUGCUGCAGGUCUGGCAGCGAUUGGACACGAACCACCCCCGGGCGGACUGGCGCGCGGUGAUGCGGGAUAACGACCUGGAUGUUCUCAUCCUCUAGAGUUUCUUUCCUCUUUCUCCUUCUGUGUUCUCAGUUCUGUCUGUUCCCUCGCCCUGGAUCGAUGGCACGCUGCGGGCGGCGGCGUGUGUAAGUUAGAGUGCGCCGCGGUAGCGGCGUUGGCUGUACGAUUAGUACUAGAUUGGAUAUCCAUCUUCUCCGAGCC